UAUACAUGCAUUUACUGUUCUCUUUUGUGAAUACAAACGGAGAGAAGAAUACUCAGAAAAAUAUCCAACUGGAGGAGCAUUCAUUCCAUUCAUCGUUUUUGUCUACUGAACGAAUGCAUGAAGUCCAAAAACUCGGAGUAGUGACUGAGUGAAACAUCAUUUGCUUGUAAAUACACACACACACACACAUACAUGAAGGCGGAGAAAUAAAACCAAUAACAUACAUGCAUAUAUAAAUACUUAUAUACAGUUAUACAUACAUAUAUGCAAACAUUCAUAUACACACAUAUAUAUUUGUGUACGAAAUUUGCAGCGUCAUUUCUGAUACAUACGAAUAUUGUAUCAUGUUUUGCCUUCCAUAGAUUUCUUUGAAAAAAAAAAUUAAAACUAGAAACAAAAAAAAAAAAAUGAAAUUUCAUGCUUUUUCACAAAACUGUUAUAAUGAUUCAUAUCACGAAGUAGAAGAAGAAGAAAUUAUGUGCGAAGCAAACGAUAUUCCGCGAGAUUACACGUGGUUAGAACUCAAAGAAUCGGAUAGUCUUUGGGGAGAGAACCUAGAUAUGGUUGCCUGCUUUUGCAACUGCCAAGAUAUCUGUUCUGGUGACUGCAACAAAUACAACGAAAUUUAUUGCACAAAUGAUUACAGCAACGACAGCAGCAAUAAUGAAAACUGCAAAAAUACCGAUAAAAUUAUCGAGAAUGGUUCUGAAGACAGUGAAUCCGUAGAACUUAGUGGAAGCAACAGAAUUAGUCAUCAUGCUUUGGCGACAAUGUCUAAAGGACAUUCUACUCCGAGUGGUGCGUUUAACUAUCCGGUCUUUUUUUAUACGAAAUCUUCCCCGGUUAUUUGGGGAUCAGAAAGUACGGCUUCUCCUGAUAAACCAUCGUCUGUCGAUCAAACAAAGCUUACAGCGAAUACGCAACCUCAACGAGUUCGUCACAUCAAACAACGAUUUCAGCAACAUCACUGCAGUCAUUGCCCAAAGAACGCUGAAAAUAUAACCACAGCAGCAACAACAACAGCAACGACAACAAUAGCAACAACUGCAGCGACGACGACGACGACGAAAACGACUACAACAAAAGCAACAGCAAUAUCACCUAAACGCCAAUCUUCAGGUCUUCCAAAGACGUAUGCUUCGGAUGAAGCUAAAAUUGUCGAAAAUAAGCUCGUCAAGGAUGUUACACGUACAAAUUCAUCGUCGCAGAUCAAGAACGGAACUACAUGUGUGAGUAAACGGAAGUAUGUAAGUAUAGUGCCAAAUAAUACCGUAUCGACGAAAUCUGGUGCCAGUGACGAGAAACUGGUUAAGUCUUGCAAUUCUUCCAGAGACAACGAAACAUUUGAAGGAGGAAAGGACGUGUUGAAAAAGCGUAGAAUCGCGGCCAACGCUCGUGAACGACGGCGCAUGAGCAGUUUGAAUGUGGCUUUCGACAACCUGCGAGCUGUGGUGCCGGCUCACGGGAAAAUGUCCAAGUAUGAUACGUUGCAAUUAGCGCAGGUUUACAUAUUGAAACUUCGCGAAAUUCUUGAAGUGUGAAAAAAAAAAUAUUGUCAGCUAAAAACGGUAAGGAAUACGAAAACAGCAGCAACAACAACAGCAACAACAUCAGCAGCAGCGGAAGGUAAGCUGUAUGAAUUGACUGUUAACUAAAGUAUAUUUUGUCACCAUGCCCAUCACACUGACAUUGGAUUGGCAGUGAGACUAACAGCAAUAACAACAAAACUCACAGAUAGAAAGAAAGAUAAAAGAAAGAAUGAAAGAAAGUUUUAUACAAUAUUAAUGUGUACAAAAGAAUUUACUUUGUUUUAACGAUGAAAGGACGAUAAAUCAACGCAAUCGGUUGACCAUCGAGCAAAAUACUUCACGGGUAUAUCCGUAUAUAUAUUAUAGUUCAUUUUCUGCCAGAAGUGAUUUUCUCCCUUUCAUCUUGCCUUGGUCAAUAAUCUAAAGAACAAUCAAGUCACCGAAGAGGCAAUCCUCUCAAAACUGUGUGGUCUUGUGCUUGUAACAAAAGUCACUAUUUUUAAGGAUUACACGAAAGACAUUCACAAGCAAUCAUUAACCAUUUGUCGCCAUAUUUCUGUUGAAACACACUGCCUUUGUUUCGAUUGGUUUUUGAAAUUUAGUAAAAUAACUUCCUCGAUAUAACACUAAUGUUUGGAUGGAACAUAUCAAGAUGAAAUUUUAAUGGAAAUUUUUUAUUUACAUCACUUAAACCAUUUUGUUAUUAUAUUUCUGUUUGAAAUACACCGCUUUUGUUUCAAUGAAGUUUGAUAAUAAUGAACAAUUUAAUAAAAUAACUUUGUCAUUAUUAAACUGGAGUUUAAAAUCUAAAUUAACAAGAAAUUUUGAAGGAAGAAGCUUUUCAUUUGGAUCGCUUGAAAUUUUUUGUUAACAUAUUUCUGUUGAAAUACGUUGGUUUUGUUUCAAUUAAUUUUGAAAUUAAUGACGAGUUUAGUCGACGUAAAUUUAUCGUCAUUAGGUUGGUGUUUGGAACAGCAAGUAACAUGAAAUUUUGAUGGAAGGUCUUUAGAUCAAUUAAAAAGAGGAACUUUGUAUCAUAGAACCAGAGAAUGUUGUUAGGUGAAUUACAGAUCACACGAGGCUGAUAGAGUUACAUAAUAUUCAAUAAAUGCACAACUGUGUGUUUGUCUCUCAGAAACUUCUAUAAUUCGUCCAAACAGUUCACAUAUGGAAUAUGAUACCUGCGAUAUGGGAUGUGUGCAACCUGACUUAAUCUGAUAUCUAGAGAUUCCAUUAAUUAUUCAAUAUGAACUUUAUCAGGUAUUCUAACUAAUAAUGGACUUCACUGGAAUAACCAACGUAGUAUACCCUGUGUAACUCGCAGUGAUGAUUAAUAUUCAAUUUGGCCUCCUAUUCAGCAAUGUUGUAAAUAUUUCAACAGUGACCACAUGGUGUACAUCAGUCCAAGCUAUGAUAGUAACUAAAAUAACAAUGAAACAUUAGCUACAUGAAUAGACAUUAUCACCAAGCUAACUUUUGUGACACCAUGCGAGACAGUUUUUUUUUUCUGCCGCAGUCUGUACAUCAAUUUGAAUCAAAUAAUGUUCAACAUAAAUCGUAUCCAAUAUGAACUAAUCUCAUAUCCUUUUCAACGUAGAUCCUUGUGGAAUAACCAAUGUCUUAUAUCUUUUUUAAUAUAAUUUGCAGUGAUAAUGGAUAUUCAAUAUGACCUAAGUGUGAUAAUUAUUAUACAGGUUGUAGCAAAAAAAAAACCUCCUUUCCGCUAUUCUCGAUCAUUGUUUCAAUAAUACGCAAAUGAUGUACCUAAAAAGAAAAAAAAAACGAUAAAAUAUUAGCUACAUGAAAACACCAUUCCUGACUGCCGAACUUCACUACCGCCACAUCAAUGGCCUUGCAAAAUAUGGGAGAAGAAUUGUCUGUCGCACUCUUUAAGUCGACCCGGAUCGAAUGUAUAAAAAAAAAACAAAAAAAAACAGAAAAAGAAAUUACUCGCCGUAAUUUCAUAUUAUAAACGGAUUAAUAAUCCUAAUCUCAUAUCCUGCCCAACGAGGAUUGUCUUGAAACGUAUUAUAUCCAAACGUGUUAUAUCUUAUAUAGUUCCCUCAGUGUGAUAUUUAAUAUAACCAACUCGACCAAGUAUUGAACUUCUCUCAUUAAGAGGACAACAUCCACCAAUGACUUACUUUCGUAUUCAACAUGACUCAAUACAAUGAUAUGCUGCGAGUUCAAUUUACAGUGAUCCUUUCUCUCACAUACAAAUCGAUGUGGUAUCUCGACAGGACUGUAAACACUCCUCCCUUCCAUGUAAUACUAUAUACUGAUAUCUAUCAUAUCAGAUAUAUUCAUCAAUUUGAUAUCCAAUUUCAGGGAAGUUAUUUAAUCUGAAAAUGUUAUACGGAUAUAGUUACGUCUCUCUAUUUUCUGCUGACUUCAAAUCUUAACAAAGGUUAAUUGUAUUUUUCAAUUUUCAGAAGAUCAAUGAAAUAUAGUACCAGUUAUACACGAGGAAUGUUAUUUAUAAUAGACUAUACUUUCCACACUUCGCCGCCACUGUUAAAUCUGUGGCGUUGCACCAUUGUUUGAAAUCAUUAAAUUAAUAUUCAAUGCCAUUAAGUCUGCGAGCUGGCAAAGUCGUUAGCACGCCGGGCAAAAUGCUUAGCGGCAUUUCGUCUGUCAUUACGUUCUGAGUUCAAAUUCUGCCGA
This is a messenger RNA of Octopus sinensis (East Asian common octopus), 4193 nucleotides long. RefSeq lists its product as uncharacterized. Gene Ontology annotation, molecular function: protein dimerization activity. Lineage: Eukaryota; Metazoa; Mollusca; Cephalopoda; Octopoda; Octopodidae. Bases 408 to 1541 code for a protein of 377 amino acids. The record is from RefSeq and is a predicted model, not a curated record. The transcript has a single exon.